CCCGCCCAUCUCCACCGCCUCGGUCGCUCGCCGCACAAGUCCGCAGACCCUCGGCUGAUUGCCGCCGCCGCUACCGCUGCCGCCAAAAUGUCCACAGGUGUGCCUUCAGGAAGUUCAAGUGCUGCCUCUGGCAGUAACCGCAGACUCCAGCAGACACAGAAUCAAGUAGAUGAGGUGGUUGAUAUCAUGAGAGUCAACGUGGACAAGGUGUUAGAAAGAGAUCAGAAGCUCUCGGAGCUAGAUGAUCGCGCAGAUGCACUGCAGGCUGGUGCUUCUCAGUUUGAAACAAGUGCUGCCAAGCUGAAGAGAAAGUACUGGUGGAAGAACUGCAAGAUGUGGGCGAUAGGGAUCAGUGUCCUGGUGAUUAUUGUCAUCAUCAUUAUUGUGUGGUGUGUCUCUUAAUGAAGAACCUGGUGAAACCGAAGCCUACUGUUCAGGAGCAUUUUCAAGACUUUCUGCUUAGAACCUGCUAUGUUAUUGAGCUUACCUACUGUUUUUUUUUUGUUCAAAUGAUUAUUUUUGUUAGUUUACAUACAGUUCAGUGCCUAGGAAAUGUGCCUUUAUCUAAAUAUACACUCCAAAUGGGGGUGUGAGUUGCCCUGCCCACAUUUUGCACAGUGCCUUCACAGAGUUAUGCACCGACUAGGAAAGAGGACUUCUGCUGCUCCAGAGUGCUGGAGUCUAGGAAGAUGUCACUGAUGACUUGCUGUGGAUUUCAGGAAGGGGAUUCUAUUCAAGUCAGUUGUCCCCACAUCUGACAUCAUCUUCAAAACAACAUUUUCAAAACUUUGGAUGAUUAGAUUCCCAACUUGUGCCUUCCAAGAAGAACACUACUGCCUAGUAAAAAUCGGUGACAAUAACAGGGUGAGCCUUAUUUUGAUACUGGCUCCUUUUCCUUAAGAGGACCCUCCUUUCUGUAAGCACUACUGACUCCUGCUGUAUUUAAGAUGCUCUCAUGUUAGGUGUGAAGAUGUUUACUUUUUUGUUCUUGUUGUAUAUCACUUCUCAGAGUAUUUUAAUCAAAAAUAACCCUUUAAAA
Messenger RNA from Arvicola amphibius (Eurasian water vole), 1039 nucleotides. RefSeq names its product vesicle-associated membrane protein 3. Lineage: Eukaryota; Metazoa; Chordata; Mammalia; Rodentia; Cricetidae. Gene Ontology annotation, molecular function: SNAP receptor activity; syntaxin-1 binding. The coding region runs from base 88 to 402 and encodes 104 amino acids. The record is from RefSeq and is a predicted model, not a curated record. The transcript has a single exon. Gene Ontology annotation, biological process: SNARE complex assembly; vesicle fusion; vesicle-mediated transport. Gene Ontology annotation, cellular component: SNARE complex; plasma membrane.